Molecule: messenger RNA, 474 nt
Organism: Parnassius mnemosyne (clouded apollo)
Lineage: Eukaryota; Metazoa; Arthropoda; Insecta; Lepidoptera; Papilionidae
Source: the annotation of a GenBank genome assembly
AUGAUAUUAGCUGAAACUUUGUUGUUCUCUCUGUCAUUAAUCGAUAGCGGUGCUAUAUUGUUCUUAUUAGUUUAUUUUAUUAUUACAUUGUCAGACUUAGAAUGUGAUUAUUUGAACGCCCAAGAGUGCUGUGAAAAACUUAACUAUUGGCUGUUACCAAAAUAUAUAGCUCAUUCUUUUAUCACAUUCUUACUCUUAUUACAUGGGCAGCUUAUCCUUUUCUUAUUGAAUUUGCCGAUGUUUAUAUGGCUUUCGUUCGAGUAUUUUACAAUACCGCAGGGUAACUUUGGUGUUUAUGACCCUGUAGAAAUUUACAAUCGUGGUCAGAUUAAGAAGCAUUUAAGAGAUGUUAUGAUCUAUAUAGGGUACUACCUAUUAUUUUUCUUUAUUUACCUUUAUUGUUUUAUAUUAGCGCUAUUAAAAGGAGAUCCAAUUCAGAGAGGUAGCGAAGACCAUAUCGUAACUGAAAUCUAA